UACGGUUACUUAGCAACCAAGCAACAAGAUCUUGCAAGCACUGACUACAAGAGGAUACAAGAUGGCAAGCUACAAGCUGCCAAUGUCCACCAUUAGUCCAACGGACAAGAGGAACGAUCUCCACUUGACCAGCACUGGCAUAGGACAUACAUACCGCCAAGAACCAGCAGCAAAAACUAGAAAAAGCUAUCUAUUAGAGCCACUUCCUGCAAAAUAUUCUCAUCCUCAUCCUCUAUUUGCUGCUACUAGCAUUGAGAGCACAUACUCGCCUACAACAGCUACUGAGCAUUGCUAUAAACCAAUCGAUUACAUUGAACAAAAGGACAGCAUUUACAAAAGAUCUCCGACACUCCAUAAGAUAAACUACUUACUGCAUGUAAAAGACAAGCUAAAUGAAAAGAGUUGGAGGAGACCACUGACUAUGAGUCAACAGAGAAGCGAAAUGAAAGACAAUUAUCAAGGAAAGAAGGAUGACAUCAUAAGACGAACUGACCAAUCAGAUCCGAUUGAAACGAUACUAGCUGAUCACCAUAGCAAUGGGCCAACAAAAACAAUAAAUCCAACAGAUACAAACAGACAAUUGCAAGGACAGCCAUUCAAUGCCCUUGAUCAAGCUAUCCUUCAUGUUCACCAACCAUACUUGACUACUAACCACUGGUACCACAGGAGGUUUGGUAAAAGGGAGCUACAGAGCUAUCCAAAGAAAGACAUAGCCACUUACUGGUCCACUGAAGGAUACCCACAAGCUUGGGGACAUGGACCAGCCAUCAAUCCAUUGCCUAAGCUACCACACAGUGAAAGGACAGAUAGACAAGGAACUAGUAGAUUAACCUUUAGCCAAACCAGAAGACAACCAGUACUUGUAUCAAAUGGAUUGAAGACACAGUACUCCUCACAAUUUACUGAUCAUUCUAAGAGGAACCCAUUCCAAACAUUAGUACCACCAACCUUUGCAUCAACAGUUAUUGACACUGAUCUGCUGGAUACAGUUCCCAACAUGUACAAGACUACUAACCAGAUCUAUGGACACAGGGAUCCACUCCAUAUCUAGUUGAAGAAAUCAUUGUAUUUAAUAAUAAUAAUAAUAAUAAUUAUUAUUAUUAUUAUUAUUGAUUUUUAAAGUA
Molecule: messenger RNA, 1124 nt
Organism: Amphimedon queenslandica
Lineage: Eukaryota; Metazoa; Porifera; Demospongiae; Haplosclerida; Niphatidae
Exons: 6
Coding region: 62-1051 (329 amino acids)
Source: RefSeq, a predicted model, not a curated record